CUUUACUCUUAGCGAUUGCAAAACGUUCGUAAAGAUUUCGAUGCAACGUAUUUCGUUAGCGGAGAACGAUACGAGAGAAUACGAUACGAGAGAAUAAAGUUGGAUCUUCUGGGAAAUAAAAUAUCGCCGCAUACAUCAGAAAAAUUGUUCGCAAAAAGCCGACAGAGAAUGUUAAAUCCUGCGAUAUAACGAAAGCUUACCGAUUUUAUAUUUAUAUAAUAUUAUAUACUGUACAUUUUCUAGAGAUAAUGCUGUUUUACGAUCGAUGUAAAUGCCGCGCGUGUAUGUCCAGAUGGAGUUGUAAAUCAUUUCGAUUAUCGUCAAGAGCACUAGCCUAACUUUUCUUAACUCGCUUGUUGCUAAAAUCGCCGCUUUCCCAAGCAAUCGUAUAAAAAGUCAAUCACAUCCGCGCAAUAAUCAGAUCAGGCUCGCAGAACUGGAACUCGACUAAUUUCCAACUUGGUUGUCCCCCUUCUUCUACAAAAUUCCCGGGGAAAUUAUCGGACGUGGCUGUUGGAAGCACAGGGAAGCGCGCAGGGUAGAACGGUAAAGUCGGUCGGUUCGUGUCCCAGAAGCCGUUUCGUAGCGAUCGUGCCAGCCGAAAACCCGGCGCGAGCGUGUCGCGUUCCGUGCGGCUAGGGGGUGGCGUCCGCGCAGGGGAUGCCAAGGUGUAGACGCCCCCGGUGCUGCCGCCAGCUUAGCGGAGACUAGCGGAAAGCGGGAAACCUGUUCUCGUCCACAGUUCAUCACGGUCUCGCAAGCCGUUCGAACGGACACACGGCCUCGUCGCGUUCCGCCAUCGCCGAUCCAUCUCGUCGCGUAAAUAAAAUCCUCGGCCACGUAUCGCCAACUAUUCUCUCGUCGUCGAACCGCCACCUCCUCCAACCUCGUGUUCGUCGAAUCGAUCGUCCCAACGAGCAUCGCGUCCGAUCGUUAGCGUCACGUGUCCUGGCAGUCGUCUCCUUCUUCGAAUCAAACGGAUCGAAGCAACUAAACGGUUGUUUUUUUUUUUUUUUUUAUUAUCGAUUGGCAGGUUCGACCGACCGAUCUAAUAUUUCGGCUGCGAUAGCGACGGAGAAUUCUUUUCGAUGAAAAAUUUUCGUUCGGCGGUAGACCGGUCGAUUUUUCGUCGCACCUGCGGCGGAUAAUUACGAUGACUCGUUGAAACGAGCUGUGGCAAGGCAGCCGAGAAGAUUCGAAACACGUGGCCAGAGUUUAGCCGCGGUUGUUGCGCGACUCGCUAAAUCCCGAGCACACAAGCGCCGGUACGUUAUGUCAGCGAGCUGUAUUACAAAUUGUUUUCGUUCGACGCAAGUUGGACGAAUAACGUAAGAAGAAAACGAUAAUAAAUGAUUCGUAAUCUCGUUCCUGAUUAAAGAGCAAAUAAACGAAGACUGUUUUUAAAAGCAGGCGUUUCAAGUUUACAGGAACCAAGGAAGAACGGAAUAGAAAAAGGGGGAGAGAACGCUUUUCAAAAAGUAUCGUAGGAAGAAAAGCAUCGUGGCUCGUUCUAGUAAUAGUAGCAGCUUCGGAGCAAUUCGUCGGAAUCUAGAUUAGAAUUUAAGAUCGAAGAAACAUCGCCAAAGUUGCCGUGGGCUCUCUUACGUUGAGAUCGAUCGUGUUAGAAAGUGCGAUAGAGCAAAGAGUGUUUCGUAGAAACUGCCCCCAAGUUGAUUAAAAGUGAGACAGAAAGGAGUUUGACGAGUGUUUGCGCGAUAUUUUGCGAACGAUAUGGGCGAUCGAAGAAUCCGUUAACGAAACGUUGACCGGAAAUAGAAGGACGUUGCAAGAGCGAAUCGAAACGAGAGCUUGCCGUCGGAUACGAUGACGUGCGAUACACGUCGGCGAUCACAGCACCUGUGGAACCUCGAGACUCUGAAGAUGUGGAAAAAUCGCACGGAGCCGUGCAUCGUCUCGUUCUCGUUGGAGCAGCGUGAGUCACAGAAUGGAACUGCAACCGUGCAACCUGCCGCCUGCAACUUGCCCGACGAAUCGCCUCGAGAGUCUCUCGGUACAGUCCCGAGCACGUAUAAGACGACCGUUGCUCGAACCAACAGCAUUCACCGAUGAAUCCGACGACUCUUUUCUUACGACUCGCGUUAUCCCAGGAAUAUGGCUGGCUGGGAACGGUGAAACGUGCAACGCAACUUGCAUCCGUAUCUAACCUUUCGAUAUCGUCCGUUAGCCAACCAAAGGAAAGUGGAUUUCCGUGCUCCUUCGAUGGCCCGGCGGAAUCUGCGACGGAACCUGCGGCGUAACCUCGUCGACGAGGUCGUCCAAGUAGCGGACGAGGGUGUCGAGCAGUGGCGCGGAUCGCGGUAACCGGACGAAGCGAGAAAGCGGUGAAAAACGCAGCAAAAGGGAGGAGCCGCAGCGUGAAAGAUGGAACUAAACGAAACGAUGGAAGAGGAUUCGAACAACAGCACCGAUCUAUCGAGUCUGUCGAACGUGCUGGUCGAUACUGGUCCAUCGAAUCGUUCUACGAAUCCCUACGAACAGCGAAAUGGCCACGAAUUGGAACACGCGAUUCUUCUAACGAUAAAAGCCAUGGUAAUGGGUUUCAUCAUUCUGUGCGCUCUGUUCGGCAAUCUAUUGGUGAUCGUGUCCGUAAUGAGGCACAGGAAGCUUCGCGUAAUUACCAAUUACUUCGUGGUCUCGUUGGCGUUGGCUGACAUGUUGGUGGCCAUUUUCGCCAUGACGUUCAACGCGUCGGUCGAGCUGUCCGGAAGAUGGCUGUUCGGCUAUUUCAUGUGCGACGUGUGGAACUCGCUGGACGUGUUCUUCAGCACCGUUUCGAUUCUUCAUCUGUGCUGCAUCAGCGUGGAUCGAUAUUACGCGAUCGUGCAACCGUUGGACUAUCCAUUGAUCAUGACGAAUCUUCGACUGAGCACCAUGCUGAGCGUGGUUUGGUGCUCGCCGACGGUGAUGAGCUUCCUGCCCAUCUUCGCCGGCUGGUACACCACCGAAAAGCAUCUAGAGUUCAGAAGGAAUUUUCCGGACGUGUGCGUGUUCCAAGUGAACAAACUCUAUGCCGUGAUUAGCUCCAGUGUCAGUUUCUGGCUGCCUGGAAUCAUCAUGAUCGCCAUGUAUUACAAGAUUUACCGGGAGGCUGAUCGUCAAGAGCGGAUGCUCUAUCGGAGCAAAGUGGCGGCAGCGCUCUUAAACAAACAUCUGCAGAUCAAUGGGAUUUCGGCCGGUUUGACCACGCUGCCAACUGUGGAUCAAUCGUCGCCGGAUCCACAACCGGAAGAUCCACCGAUCGCCAGCAGCAGCAAAAUGAGGAGGGAACGAAAGGCUGCGAGAACAUUGGGAAUCAUCGUGUCAGCGUUUCUGGCUUGUUGGCUUCCCUUCUUUCUCUGGUACAUCAUCACGUCCCUGUGCGACAGCUGCGAAAGCAGCGAUUCUGUGGUUGCAGCCGUGUUUUGGGUGGGUUACUUUAACAGCGCGCUGAAUCCGCUCAUCUACGCCUACUUCAACCGGGAUUUCCGGGCGGCCUUCAGGAAGACCCUCGAAAGCUGUUGCGUGGCGAUCGGACCGGUUCGCGAUCUACGCCAAGCCCAUCGGAAGCAGGAUCUGGUGCACAGUAACGCGUCUUCGGAACUGCACGUUAACAAUCAGCUGAGAGCCAGUGAGAUGACCAAUGUGCACAUCGAGGCGUGCAUUUGAUUUUCCAACCGUUCCUCGAACGUUCGUGUCUCAACGGUCUUCUAAACUGGAAAAAAUCGUUUCGAAUCCGACUUACUUUGGACUGGAAGCUCGGAUCGUUCGAUCGCUGAUCGCGGCAAUCACCAGCCACGACUACCAGCCGAGUAGCAGCAUCUCGGUGGCCAAUUAACACGGCCAGCAAGCGACACUCGUUCGCCAAUUAAACGAUGGAACAACGCGCAAGACCUUUCUUCGAUCGGCAAUUAACGGUCGACGAAGCUCGAACGCGUACCUUGAUCCGUCGAUCGAUAAAAAAGCGCCAGUCUAGAGGAUAAUUUUUUAGCGUAAAUCUGGGAAAUUCGGUGUAUCGUAGUGGAUUUUGAAAACGUUUCUACGUCACGAGCCUAUUUUCAAGAACGAAAAAAGGCUGCUAACAGAUUUAUACCGUUGACACGUUGCCAUCAAAGUUUCCACUCCGAUCAAACUCGAAGACCGUUAGACUUGCCGCUAUGUUUUCUCCGUGUUUUAGUUGGGCUUCAGGGUGUCGUGGACACGGGUCAAAUUGCACGCUAUUAUGCCAGAGUACGAAAGACAGAAUAUUUUAAAUAAAUCUAUUACUAAGCUUGAAACGGUACGUAGAGGUGCAAGUGGUGGAAACUGAUCAAAACUUGCAGGUUUGCCAAUCUGUUACUAAAAGCAUUUCUUUUGUUCGUAUUCGAUUUUUUAUCGUUAUUCGCAGUAAUAAGUAAAAUAUCGUGCGAGGAAAAUUCCAACGAGACGUUAACUACGAACGAGGAAGCGUCCUGAAAGGAAAUCUUCAAUGCGGUCAACCUAUUUUAAGACACAUUGUCGUCUAUUUCCACCGCGUGGCGAUUUUUCAAGACCAUAAAUAAGGUUGCUGCCUCCGAGCAGAUGGAUGAUCCGAUUUCAGUAAUACUUUAAGAUUGGCCUGAUAGAUGGAGGCCGUGCGAGUUCGUUUUUGCUUCGUUCCACUUUCUCCAACGAAUUUUAUUAAAUCGCUUAAAUCGCUUCUUCUCAGCCAGAGUUCCCUAUUUCUAGAUGCGAAACUUGGACGAAGAAUCAGAGUUCUUAUACAAAAGCUUUUGUUCACAGACGAGCUUUUGUUCAUAGCCGAGUCAGCUAGCAAUUGUUAACGGUGCAAACUGCCUUUUAAUCUAUCAACCAAUGUGUGUAAACGGGGAUAAUUUUUAUCUGUUUUUAAGCCAAACAAGUUUUUGAAUCUAAACGAGUAAGUAGCAAUGACGAGUCAAUAGGUUGUUUUUACUUAUGCUGAAGUUGCAUAUUUUAAUUUAUCAAAGAACGGACAUGGAUGAUUUAAUUGCUUCGACCGAUCGAUGAAAUUGAUCGCUCCGGUCGCUCGCACGAUGAAUUUCUUAAAGCCAGACGGAAGCUCGGAAUGUCGCGUGAAGCGAACACGGACGCGAUUGUGGUCGGUGAGUGAACGCCGCGUUCGAGCAUGAAAAUUACCUCGGGUGUAAAAGUGCUCGGUACCAGGGCUCGAUGUUGACACCGGGAAUUAAAGGAUAAACAACGCUAGAGGAACGCGGAUUAGCCCGAAGAGAUUGCGAAAAUCAGCCGUUUAUUUGACCGAACUUGAAAGAAACGAACUCCUCCAGCUAAAAGUAAAGAAAUAAAAGUAGCGAACUUUGACGAACAUUCGGACAGGAGGUUAUUUCGUUGUCCAGCGUGGAUAAAGAUCGAAAAAUUGUUGACGUUGAAUCGUCAUAAAUAGCGACUACGUUCGACAAACGAUACAUUGAUCGUUCAAGUUGGAAAAUUUCAGCGUUCUUAUCUCAAAAAAAGCUCUUUCCCUUUUUAGUUCCAAGUUUGUACUCCAAACUCGAGCCGUGCAUAUUUUCAUUUCUGCUACAGAAAUGGUACUACGAGGAAUUUGUAAUAAAAAAAAAAAAAAAAAAAAAAAAAUGUCCGAUAUAAAGAAAUUACAUAGUUUGAUAAAUGUUUAAGUUGCAUAAAAUUUGUAAUGGUUUGAAAUAGUCUGUGAGUAACGUAAAUAUCCGCUAUGAGAACGAUUAGACCGUCAACGUAGUACGAAUGCAUACAGCUGUUACGAUCAAAUCGGUGUACACUGCGUAUACCGUUUCUGUUUCAAAGGAAAUAGGACAAAAGGUUGCAGAACGUAACGUCGGUCGUUCGAAUAAUAGAAUGUUCGGAUAAUCGAAUGUUUGAACUGUGCGGUAUUCGGAUAACGGAGGUUUUACUCGCGUGUGAAGGUGUGCGCGAAAUCCAAAUUGUUUCGAGCCGAGUAAAGUCAAGUAGAGGGUUCUCUGUAGGACACUGUUGGUUUCGUCGAAAAUUGAGGGUAUCCGAAUCGAGGCCGAUAACCGAUUCCAUUAAUGACGAGAGAAGCGAUAUCUGAUGUUGCUAUAUGUUACCGGAAUUAGCGACCACGGACUUACGGUGAAAGAGAAUUUAGUACCGUUUCCGUGACCGAAAACACGAAAAAGUGAAACGAGGGAAAAACAGAUAAAGUAUAUUUCUCGAGUUUUAGAGAUGUUUCUUCUCUAGUUUUAACAUCGCUUCGGCGUCAAGGGCCAACGUAUUAACAACACCUUAAUUUAGAACUACAAUUUCUGGCAGAACUUUGUUUUGGUUAUAAAUCGUGCGAGGUUUAUUAAAUUCUCGUCUGAAUUGAACGCACUGUUCGAAUCGAGAGGCAAGAAAGUUAAAAGCGGGACACAGUUGGUCGAGAUACGGAAAACGGAAUAGCGAAAAGUAUAAAACGAACUCUUAUUAACAAAUUAUUCCGCGUCUCUGGUAAAAGGAAUCUCUGGUACAAAUUAUCGAAAUAAAUUUGAAAGUUGGUGCGAAAUCACGAAUAGAAAUGUCAAAUAAUUACUAUGCUACGUAUAAAUUACCGUAAAUCAGGUUUCUUUAAACGGUACUUGCAACAAGUAAGCGUAUACGGAUUUUCAUAUCAAAUUCGGCAUUAAAAUAUCUUAAAACUACGAUCAUUAAUUCAUCGAUUAACCCAUCAGGGACCGUCGUUGGAUUAACGCGAUACGUUAAUAAAUUUCCGAUCUUUCUUCCAUUCGUCUAAAUUACCGAAUUCUACGUUUCGACGUUGUACGCGCGAAAGAACCGGCAAUUUCAAACGUAACGCGAUUAGCCAAUUACCUAAGCAAUUUUGUUCAAAUAGGAUCGUUAAUUUCUAGAAUUUUUUCUAAUAUUUUCUUAUCUCAUUCUCAGCACUAUAUUAUGGCUUUCUGCGGACAAGAACAAAUAUUUUUACAUCGUAUUUGUUGCGGGACAGGGCGAUUGGCUGAACAAACGACCUGUAUAUUAUCGAUCGUGCGAAUGGUAUUCGCGAGCUUUCAUUUCAUUGCGUUCUAUUCAAAGAAAUUUAGGAAAUUAAUGGAGUGCAACGCUCGUUCAGGGAGAAUACGAUUCCGAACUUUGACAUUUGGAGCGGAUAUCCGUUUCGUUCUGCCGAUCAUUUUACAAUCAACAGAGUUUUCUCGACUUUCGUUCGUUCGUUCGUUCGUUCGUUCGUUCGUUCGUUCGUUCGUUCACGGUUUAAUUAAACGGCAGUCACUGGUAAUUUUCACGAUAAUAUCAGUCUCGAUUGGUUUUACAAAAGUAUCUAUUUCCAAGCUAGCGUUUCUAUUAAUUCUCGUCUUCUCUGCGUUACACCAUUCUAAUUAUUUCGAAAAACAGUUGUUUUCCAGGGAAAUUUUCAUACAUUUAUUCCGACUUUCAUUUAAACCUCGAACCUCGAUAUUUCCAUCUUGCUUUUAUUUUCAGCAAGAUUUUAAGAAGGUAGCCGAUAUAAAAUCGAAAGAAGGAAGAAGAUGGAAAUCGUCGAACCUGACAAUUCCACUUGCGAUCUCACGAUCAACUUGGUUCUUUUCGAUUUCAUUUUUAAUUCGAUAAAACUCUGUAACUCGUGUGUGUAACCACGAGCUAACAUUGAAAUAGAACAAAUUAACAAAAAUAUGCUCAUCAUCGUGUACGUAUUACGAAGAAAUUUCGUGUCCACGAAAUCCUAGGCCACUCGCGUUUAAACUGAUUUCGAUACGAUGUAAAUUAUUAUGUACGAUAUCUGACAGACAAAGCGACGUCCGAUUAUCUCGAUUGGUCGAAAUUUCGAUUCCACGCACGUUACCAAACCUAAAGCCAUACAUUCUUCCUCUUUUUCUAUUUUCACAGUGGAAAUCUAAUAGCGCGUUGAUAGAUUGAGUAAUAGGUAAAAUCUAUGCAAGUCGUCAACGAUAUAUCAUUUUCUGCCUUGUAGAAUUCUUCUAUUCUUGUAUUCUUUUAUUACCAAUUUACUCUUUUAUUACUCUAUUACUACUAUUUAACAAUUUAACAAUUUAACAAUUUAACAAUUAUUUAACAAUGGCAAAUUUUAAAACAGCUAAUGAUUAGCUGGUGCAAAAGCCAACAUAUACAGGAUGUUUUCAAUGUUUCCACAACAAUCGCGGUAUCGUAAGCUACAUGUGUAAAUAAGGAAAAAGUAUGAAAAUUUGCUAUAAAUGGUUAAUUACCUCGUAUCGUGUUAAUCGGAUAUUAAUAACAGGAAAUAUGCUAGAUUGCUUAAAACGUAUAUUUACUUUUCUGUUACAAAGAACGACGCGCAACUGCAAAUAUCAAAUUACGUUACAUGGCGAGGUUGCGAUGCGCGGACCUAUUUCGAAAUUUUGUAAAACAAUUCAUAACAUUCGCAUAUUCUAAAUGUAUACGUCGCUAAGAGACAGGAAAAAGAUCAAACUUAUUACGUUCGAUCUAACAAAUCUGGAAUCGCGGAGAUCAGUCAGCUUAGCGACGCAAUCUCGAUCGCGGAACAAUCGUUAACCUGUAAGCGUGGCGCGGCGAUUUCAUCAUUUUGGUCAACGUAGCUCGAAACAAUCGACAACCGUUUAAACGCGGUUCGAUCUUUGGCGAGAACCGAUCGAUGAAUCAAACGGUAGAGUACGUGACCCUUCAACCAUGUACGACAAACAAAUCCCUGUCUCGUGAUAAAUAUUUCGAGAGAGAACUUGGUACUUUUGUUUUGUGUGUGUGUGUGUGUGUGUGUGUGUGUGUGUGUCGAGAUUCGCUGCUUCCAAUCCCUACGAAUUUCAUCGUACAGCGUUUCCAUGUACGUAGCUGUUCGUCAACGUGAAACAAAUUCGCAAACUGUUGUCGCAAAGCGAACAUAGUUUGAAGAUGACAGACGAAAAUUACGAUAAGCUUGUUUCGCUUAAUUUUGUAAUUUUAAAUAAAUGAUAAACGGAAAUAACCUACCGUUAGGAUACUUUGGUGCUGCAAAAUUAUCGCAGAUAAAAAGUUUGAAUUUCUAUGUUUGAGUUUCUAUGCAUUUUCGCGGCACAAAAUACCCCAUAAAUCCAUAAAUCUAUAAACCCAUAAAACUUUCCCGUCUAUUUAUACUUUUAAGCUACAUACUUGAAACUGUUUUGAUGAAUUUUUGCAGAAUUUUUUACACGUUUAAAAUACGCGCAAGUCGUGCGAAAUCUAAACGGUAUACUAAACGAUACCUUUAGUAGGUUUAGUACCAGUAAGGUGUAUCUGAAGAAAGAAGAAAAAAAGAAUUCCUUCGGUCUAAAGAUGUAAUAUCGUAACGACUAAUUUACUUACGGCUUUCGACGUUAAAUAUCGAAAACCCGAUGAUUAAACAAACAGUCGGCUUUGCGCGAUAUAAGAUUCGUUUACCGUAAGUAUUGCAGCAAUAUAGUCGUCUCGGAAAGUAAGUUAACGCUCGCGCUAAGAGCUUAAACGUAAAACAAAGAGUUGACUCACUUUCCGAGAACUUACCGUACGUUUACUUCACAGCACACUGAAUUAACGAACUCGAUCGAUCGAUUAGCUGCUCUAAAAGCAACGUAAGAAAAACCGAAACGAUGCGAUUUUGUCUUUCCCUUGUCGUGUCUUUCCCUUGUGAUCUUCGUACCGGACUGAAAUCAACGUAUAUUCUUUCUUCGACGUUGUAUAUUAUCGACAUAUCGUUAUUUGGACACUAUUGGCCUCAAGUAAUAUUAGGACAUUCGCAGAUAUUUCUUUUAUCUUCUGGUUUAGAUAACGUAACAUUGUCACGAUCCUGCUGUUCCAUUCGCAUCCUACCUAUUACGAUUAAUCUAACAAUCUGAAAUAUCCGAUAAGAUAGAAUUUGUUCGAGUCGUUCGAUAAAUGUAGCGAAUAGAUGCCCUAAUAUCUAUAGCCAGCAGUGUAUAUAAUUUGCUAUUUAAAAGAUGAUUAAACCGGCUGUGCUACGUUCCACGAUACAUAAUCUGUGAUAUUUAUUUGAAGAAUUGAAUCCCUUGUUUUGUAUAUAAUAUCGCUCUAUGUACGUAUAUCGCGAGGCACGUUCGUCCGCACGAAUCAUGCUUUCGAUUUAAUACAGGCAGAUUAUAUUUCUAGAUUAGUAAACUAGUCUGAAUUUUCAAUUCACUUUUCAUUCUUCCGACCGAGAAUCAUUAAGUACAAUAUUUCUACUAUCAGUAUUGUAAUAUUUGACAUUCAACAACCUGUUACAGCAGGUUGAACACAGGACAAUGUUGGUUCAAACGGCUGUUGGAAAAAUCAUAACGCAAGACUCUGAUCACCAAAAUUCGUAAGAGAGCACCAUCGAGAUUGGCCGAAUCUUCGAAUAAAGAAAUAUUCAUUUUUCCCUCUAGCAAUUAUUUGACAAUAUACGUUAUAUACAUAUAUACGUAUAUAAAUAGCAGAAGAGAUAAUACGAGCGGCAAUAGCAAAGGUUAGAAUGUAAUAUUAGGUCGAAGGAAAAAAAUUCUAUCGCUCUUCUAACAACUAAUCGGCGUAUUAAUAACCGAAUUAUAGGCUGGCGUACAAAAAUCUCCAUAUCCGUUUCUCGUAUAGCUGCGCUUAUGGAAUACUUUCGCUGCGUUUAAGAAAAUCAAAAUCCAAUAAUCUUUAAUUUGUCAGAAAGCAAGAACGAUACUGAUAAACGAUAAGGUUACGAAAUACUGCGAUUAUAACGACGUUAUAACGACAUUUUAACGUUUUUCUCUUGCUAAUUUUCAACUUGUUGCUGUUAUCGCAUAAUAAAUUACGCCGUUCUCCGUUGCAACCUUGUCUCAUUCGGUUGAAAAGUCUAGCGUUUCUCUCGUAAAAUUCUGCUCAUUCGUACACCGUGUUGUUUAGCCUUAACCCGUUAUUCGUGUCAGCGAUUUGCUAAUAUCCCUGAUAUCGCCUCUAUCUUGUAUCGCUUUUCUCAGCGCAACGUACGAAAGCUCGAUUUUUCUUCUCUAUGAAAAAAUAUCUUUUAUCUUUUAUCUUUUAUCUUUUAUCUUUUAUCUUUUAUCUUUUAUCUUUUAUCUUUUAUCUUUUAUCUUUUAUCUUUUAUCUUUUAUCUUUUAUCUUUCGCUAUGAAUACGAACUUGGUUAAAUUAUGCGGAAUAGCAACAGCACCAGAAUUUUAUAGAACCAAAGAAAAAAAGAAAAAAGAAAAAAAAGAAAAAAAGUAUCGAUUCAAUCAUCUGUCUUGAAGGACAUUUAUUAUUUAGGACAACAGCAUAACGUUUAUACGAAGAUAUUUCGUAUUUUUAUCAGCAAACAGCCACAUGGUUAAAGGGUCAGAACAUCGUCAAUUCGUUUUACAGUAUCGCGUUAUCUAGCGAUGAAUCGAGAUGCAACACGAUUGCGACUUAACGCGGUAACGUACAACGUGUAAGGCAAGAAAAAAAAAAAAGAAAAAAAUAAACGUCAAGUGUCGAUGUUAGCGGAAAAUUCCUUGCAGAAAUCGAUGAAUCGUCGCUUAAACGUUAAUCGAAUGAAACCAAGACUCGAUGCUUCGUCGUUGUUCCUAUCCUCGUGCGGUAAAUAACGAUCGGAAACAAAGGAAGGGAAACAAAAAAGAAAGGAAGAAAAAGAAAAAGAACAGGACGUUCGAGUAUGCAAACGACAAUAGCGGUCAAGAACAAUUAUUUUAUUAGUUCGAUUCGAUUAAUUAGAUAAUUGUUAAUCGUAAUUGGUAAUCGCGCGUGUUAAGGUGAGACGCGGUGAGUGAUGGUGAUGACGAUGAUGAUGAUGAUGAUGAUGAUGAAAGUACGAAAGAGCGUGUGACGUUGUUUCAUCCUGUUUUCUUGUAGCGGCGGAUAAUGUUAUAUACGUGAGUUUCUGUGUGUCUGUGUGUGCGUGUGUGCGCGCGUGUGUGUGUAUAUACACGUAUAUAUAGGAGAAAAAUAUGUAUACAAAUAUAUGUAUGUAUAAAUAUAUCAGAUGGUCGUUUGAAACAAAAUGUGCCGAGCUACGAGCGUACGGCAUUGAUAAUAAAAUUUUAAGAA
This is a messenger RNA of Bombus pyrosoma, 11927 nucleotides long. Its product is annotated as octopamine receptor beta-1R-like. The transcript has 4 exons. Gene Ontology annotation, cellular component: membrane. Lineage: Eukaryota; Metazoa; Arthropoda; Insecta; Hymenoptera; Apidae. Gene Ontology annotation, molecular function: octopamine receptor activity. The record is from RefSeq and is a predicted model, not a curated record. Bases 2383 to 3666 code for a protein of 427 amino acids. Gene Ontology annotation, biological process: adenylate cyclase-activating adrenergic receptor signaling pathway.